UGUUGCUGUGCUGCCAAACUUUCUCAGUUUGUCUUCAUUGGCUGGCGGCGCCGUCUUUCCAGCAUCUCAGCAUCCCCUCUGCUGGAAGCAGCUGAAAGCUUCUUGAAAUAUCUACAAAUCGAGUAUCUCCGACCGCAAUAGCAGCUCAACCCGCUUUCCGAACAAGCUGUUCGAUCAGGUUUUCGAACCAUGGCUUCGUCUGCUUGCAUCAGCUCUCAAGCUCUGUCUGUCAGCAGAAGCACACACUGUCCCCAGCAGACACAUAGUCACCAGCCUCACUUCUCGCUGACAUCAGCGCUCGUGCCCUGUCAUCUACGAGGAGCAGCAUUCGCCUCCACAUUCCUCCCCACAGCCUCAGCUUUACAGAGCAGUCCCAAUGGAAGAAUCAGAGAAAGUCGUUGUCCAAGAGUGCAGAGACGCUUUGCAAUUCGUGCUCAAAGUCAUGGCGAUGAAGUUAGCCCUAACCAACCCCCAACCACAACUGGAACCGCUCUUCUAGACCGUCCAGUAGAGUCCGUAACCACAACGUCGACCGGAAGCGACUUACAGGAGAAGGACAAGGUCGGAAAAGCAUUCAAUGUGGGCGGGAAGCCUCCGGAAAAGGGCGGGGGCAUAGCAGGCUUAGUGGGGUCGGUUAGCGAGAGGGCAGUGUCAAACCUGAUCGGUCUACUGUACAAACCAGUGGAAGAGACUAACCCCAUUUUGGAGGGGAACUUUGCGCCUGUGAAUGAGAUCGGCAAGCGAGCAAGGGUGGACGUGAUUGAGGGUGCAAUUCCGGCCGACUUCCCUGCAGGGGCGUAUGUGCGAGUCGGUCCCAACCCCUACUUCCCACAGCGCACUCUCAAAAGCCCCUUGGGGCGCACGGCCCAUCACUGGUUCGAAGGUGACGGGAUGCUCCAUGCCACGUCAUUCGAAAAGAACGAUAGCGAAGAACAAGCGGUCUUCUACAAGAACAAGUACCUUGACACACCGGGGUUGAGGCUUGAGAAGGAGAGGGGGCGGCCGCUGUUUCUGGGGACCGUGGACUGCGAUCAAGGCACGCUGAUCGCAAACGCGCUGCUGAACCAGGCGCGGUUCGGGGCCGGAAACAAGAACACAGCGAACACGUCCGUCGUUCUGCACUCCGGAAAAGUGUACGCCGCUUGGGAGGGCGGCUCUCCGACGAUUUUCUCGUUACCGGACCUCGAAACCCAGGGUUUCCCGGAGUGGUUCGAGGGCUGGAAACGCCCCGUAACCGCUCACCCGAAAGUUGACCCCGUUACAAACGAAAUGAUGUUCUUUGGGUUCGACGUACCGAAGCCGCACGCGGUCUACGGUGUCCUUUCUCCGGAAGGAGAGAUAGUCCACAAGGUGGACCUGAACUUCGAGCGCGCGACGUUUAUGCACGACAUGGCUAUCACAGAAAAGUAUACUCUGUUUCUGGAUCUGCCUCUGACUUUGAGCACGGAGCGUCUGAAAGAAGGGAAGCCGCUGAUUGAUUUCGAGACCGACAGCUUUGCGCGCGUUGGCGUGAUUCCCCGCUUUGGGAACCAGGACUCGCUCAAGUGGUUCGACGUACAGGCAGGCUUUGCUUUCCACGUCCUGAACGCUUUCGAGGACGGGGAUGAGGUGGUUCUCCACGGACAGCGCAGCCGCAGCGUGGGGCUCACUCCGCCCCGGGGGAUGACCCCCCAGGACUACUUCCGCCGCGGAAUCCGGCCGACCCCGGCGGAAUCCGCCGAAGACCCGCUGCUUGACGGCGGACUCGUUAACAACCUGUACGAAUGGAGGCUCGAUAUGCAAACCGGGGAAACCAACGAGCGGAUGCUGUCUGACUGGAAAGUGAGCGGGGACUUCCCCCGGGUUAACGAAAACCACCUGGGCCGGAGGACGAAGUAUGGAUACGUGGCGGUGCAUGACAUAGAGGCGUGCAUUGAAGCAGCGCUCCCUCUGUACGGUGGCAUUGGGAAGUUUCACAUACCAGCAAACGCAAAGGAAUCAGAGCUGCCCGUGAGGAUGGAUCUCCACACUUUCGGCCCCGGGAGGUUUGGCGGUGAACCGGUCUUCGUUCCGAGACCCGGGGGAAAGGACGAAGAUGACGGCUGGCUGGUGACGUAUGUCUAUGACGAGAACACCAACGAGUCGGAAAUGUACAUCAUCGACGCAAAGGAGGUGGAUAAGGAAGCGCCCACCGCGCGCAUCAAGAUUCCGCAGCGGAUUCCCUAUGGGUUCCACGGCCAAUGGAUUCCCGCGUAAGCAUGCAUUCGUGUUCGUUUGAAAAAUUGCCGACUAGGCUGUACGGAUUUUCGGGAAACCUUGGUCGUGUGUUGCAAAGUCGGUGCCACGGUGAAGGGAUAGCUGUGUAUAUAAUUCUUCUGCAAAAAUUUCUGAAACGAUAGGUUGCUAGCUCGAUUCUUGUAAGCAAGCGUGUAAGGAGAUAUUAUGUUGGACGAUCAUCAAUUCUUACGGUUAGACUCGUGUUGACUUAGAAGAUGCUAGAUAUGGAAAAGGACGAUUGUUAAUAUGCCACGAGAUAUCAAGGAGCGCCCACCAUUUAUCCUCGAGUCUAGCUACCAAGUUGGUCACUGGCCCGCCGG
Molecule: messenger RNA, 2576 nt
Organism: Klebsormidium nitens
Lineage: Eukaryota; Viridiplantae; Streptophyta; Klebsormidiophyceae; Klebsormidiales; Klebsormidiaceae
Source: the annotation of a GenBank genome assembly